This is a messenger RNA of Hemiscyllium ocellatum (epaulette shark), 3520 nucleotides long. RefSeq lists its product as uncharacterized. The record is from RefSeq and is a predicted model, not a curated record. The transcript is spliced from 7 exons. Gene Ontology annotation, cellular component: nucleus; cytoplasm. Lineage: Eukaryota; Metazoa; Chordata; Chondrichthyes; Orectolobiformes; Hemiscylliidae. Gene Ontology annotation, biological process: regulation of DNA-templated transcription. Bases 1632 to 3143 code for a protein of 503 amino acids.
GAUUCCAACAGCUGCGCGAGAGCCGGCGGUUGGUCGGGGGGGUGGGGGGAGGAGGGCGCCAACGGUCGUUUACCGCCUUCCCGCCCCUCCGUCCCUUCAGUCUGCGCAACGUUGCGCACAUUCCGGCGGCCGCCCGUGUCAGGCCCGGCGCUGGAAUCAGGCCCCUCCUCCUCCUCCCACCAACAUCGCCAGGCGGUGACAGGCUUCAUUUCUUUACCCCCCCCCAAUAUCACAACAUCAACUCCAUCUACUUUUUUUUCCCCCCCGGGUGGGGGCCGCUUUUAGCACAAAACGGGCGCGGCGUUCGCCCGUAGCGGGCCACCUCCGCUCACUUUCAGGCCGGUUGCUGCCCCCACACCACCCCCCCCAAUUCACACCCUUUCUCGCCUGUUUCAGGCCAACUGCUGGGCCCUUUGCAGCCAAUCCAAUCUCCUCCCUGCCCACCUAUAGCAGCAACCCCCACCCUUUCUCAGGCCAAACCCUGCACCCCCCCCCCCCAAUGCCCACAUUGUCACCCACACCCUUUCUGGCCUGUUGCUUGCCCAUUUUCAGCCAAUCCAACCUUUCCACUCCUCACCUAGAGCUGCUUUCCCACCCCUCCCUGUCCACACCCUUUCUGGCCUGUUUCACACAUAACGGACUUACCCCUGCCCACACAGAGACACAAAUUGUCACCCACACCCUUUCUCACCUGUAUUAAUCUCUUCGCUGCCACCUUCCUCAUCCAUACAAUUCCUGACCCAUUAUCAGACCUCCUACCUUGCCUAUUUCAGGCCACAGCUCCUCGUCCAUAUCAGCCCUGCCUUCUCCACAAAGCUCACCUUUUGCCAGUAUCAGGCCUGCCCCACCUACUUUCAGGCUGUCCUCAUCCCACAUGACGGGUACCCCCUUGCCCAUUUUCAGACUGGCCAUCUCAUCCCUUUUUGCUAGAUCAAGCUCAGUCCCUCACUGCAGGGAUUGUGUUUACCUCCAUCUUCAGCCAUUUGUUUUUCUUCUUUGAGGAAAAACAGGGAGGAACUAAGUCUCCAGUGAGUUUGAGCAACAUCAUUCUGUGCCCUUGGCAACCCGUCUGCUUCCCAAUUACUGACACUGCUGGUGGGCAUGACCUGUGUAGACAUUCCUCAUGUUUUAAAUGUCUUUGUGACAACCAUUGGACCAUAAGAGAUACCCCAGUCAAACCUGAUCCCAUUCUUGCAUAACAUCCAUCCUCAGUCUUCCAAUGGUGGGGGUAAGAAUUACCCCAUUUUUACAGCCACUGUAGCUGGUGUCUAUUAGAUCAACAGUGGAUGCCACCCUUGUGGGAGCUUCUGUCAAACACAGACUGGGAACUGAACUUUGUCCAUGUGCCUCUAUAACACACUGAGUGGGUGCACUGUCAUCUGAGCUGUUCUACAUGACUUUUAUAUUAAACUACGCUUGCAUUUUUUAAAAAAAAACUUCCUUCAGAGUUGAUUGAAAGCCAGUUUCAGUCCAGCUGGUACUACCUGCAGAUCAUUGUACCAUGUGCUACUUGGCAAACAUGUUUAGGAUGUGGGUGGAGAUUGGUAACUUGCCAUUGUCCUUUAGACUCCCAGUGCUGGUACCUCCUCUCAUGAUGCAACUCCUGGUUUUGCUGACAUUUUGACCAAGAGAUGGACGACACCGAUAAUGCCGUUGUCGAGGCCGAUAUUAGAGUUUCGGACUGUGUCGUGGCCAACUAUCCCACUCCAAGCAAAGACAGUCAUAGCCCACCCAAGACAGGAGCAAGCCUCAAUUCUGCACGCACUGGAGAGGAGGAAGGACUAUGGAGCCAUGAACCAGCAAUGGGUGAAGGAAGUGACCAACGUACAGGGAGCGAGGGGAAUCAAAGCUGGGAUUGCCCAGAAUCCCCAACUUCUGAUUCGGAUGACUACAUUUCUGACUUUGACAGUGUGCUGUCUGACGAGGAAUUAACUGGAGAACAUGACUAUCUCAGGUCCCUGUUGCGAAUCAUUGGGGAACCUCCCCCAUUUCCAUAUUACAGUGAGUUUGAGAAAGCUAUGAAUAGUCCUGGAAUAAAGAGUUCUUUCUCAUCCCUGCAUGCUGGAGGAGAAGGAGAGACCGUCCACAAUCAGCUUGCUGCAUUAUCAUCGGACAGAGAUAAAUCUUCUUCAUUUAACAAUGUGGGAGAUGCAAGCACAUCUAGUUCAAGGAAUGUUUCCCAGUGCAGAGAGGUGGCACAUUCAGGUGUUGUUGCUCCAUUCUCCAACAGGACUCUAUCACACCCAUCUUUUCACUCCUUUUAUGCUGCUGUUUCAUCUCAGCAGUCACAGAGUGUCUUUGCUGAACUUGAUGACUGCAGAUUUAAGAACAAAGAUUCCACUGAUUGCCACUCUAGACCUGACCACACAGUGAAAUCUGAAGCCAGCAUUCUCCGUUCCCAAGAAAUUCACAUGCCGGCCAUCCAUCAAUGUGAGUUUUUCUAUACUGACCCAAUGCUGCCAUCUGGUUAUCGGGUUUACAACCGUCUUUCACUUCCCACACGCCAGGUGCUUCAAGGUUUACGGCUCAACACUCCUUCACCCAUCAUGUCUGCAAGUGUGGCUCCCAGUGUCCAGAGAGACAGUCACACUCCAGUCAGUCAUGCUUCUCACUCUCUGAAUAGAUGCCAGGAGCAGAGCCACCCUGUAUCUACAGCAGAACGUGAUGCCAUCACUACCUUGCUGGACCUUAGCCAGUGUGGCCACAUUGACAGCACAAGGACAGAAACCAUGCAAUGCACACUGAAGAGCAAAUGUGUUCACCAGUCAAAGGAUCACCAGGAUGUUGGAACAAACUGUGUUAAGUUACCAGCCAACCCAGAAGAUUCUAAUAUAAAGGAUUGUGAUGUCCCCAAACAAAAGAACCCCCAGUUUAACAGCUGGAGCAAGACUUCAAUGGAAUCUUCUCCAACCACAGAGCUUUAUAAAAUCAAACAUGUAGCUGAGUCUAAAUGGGAACUCAAAUAUGCUGAUUCCACUAAAGCAUCCACAAAAUCUGAAGGUAGACCAUCAAGCACUUCCUCAGAGACCAAGAUUAAAACUGAAAAGUUGCUGUGUAUCGGGAGAGAAUCUGUAGACUUUGUGGGCAUUGUGCCAGAUGUAUCUCAGGAAAAUGAAGUCAGCAGUUGUGACUUUCCUACUUAGCACAGCCAAGUCAAACAAUUUGAAGAUAUUGUAAAAGAAAUUGGGCCACAGAUAAAUAAAUGUAAGUUAUCAAGCCCAAGUAGGACAGCAAUGGCAGAUAGAGGAAAAAGAUCUUCAGCCAAAGAUUUUACCCCAUGUUGACAAUAUUUUUAAUUCAACUGUAGAAACUCAACAUGGUAAAGUUCAUUCUGCCUAGCUUGUCGAGUUAUCCCUCAUAGCUCCCAUGUGGGUAUUAGUGAGAGCCAGGGAAGAUGGAACAGCUAUUUUCAGAACUAAUCUGUGACACAGCUGGGACAUAUUAAGGUGGUUUAAAAUUUGAGAUCUUUCAGAAAGAUACAGAAAGUGGCUGCUGGUGAAUGAUAAUUGCACUGAAAUGA